GAUUAGAAACAUGUUCAAACUGCAUACAUAUAGUAUAUUGUAGGUCACUUUCAGAGAUCAGAGAAACAUCAAAACGUCAACUGGUGCAUUAUGGAACUGGACGAGAUGAUCAGCACGUUCGGGAUGAGCGAGAGCGAUCUCACCGAGCUCGUCGAGUACUUCAAUGUGUAUCGGAUGGAUUACAUGCCGCACGGAGUAUCCAAGGAAGAUCUUCCGGUAAGCGUGGACAACUUCGGGGCGCUCCUCGACGAAAUGGGCUUCUCCUUGACCGAGGCAGAGCUCUUGUCUUUGAUUGAUCAGCUGGAUCCUAACAAAUUGGGCUAUAUUAUCCUCUCCCAUUUCCUGAUGAAUGGUGCUAAACCUCUGUUCGAUAAGUGUAGGAUAACUGAAGAGACAGCCAAAGAGGUAUUCAACUUGAUGGACCAGGAUCGUGAUAAGAUGGUGACCUUGGAUGAUUUAAAGAGAACAAUGAAGAUGUUUGGGGAAGAACUUCCCAACAAUUACGUCAGGGAAAUGUUGAAAGAAGUGGACAUCGAUGGGGAUGAUAUGAUAUGUUACGGAGAAUUCCUCUUCUUCACAACUGGUAUAGUUGAAUGAUUCUCAUUUAAGAACGUCUGUAUGCAUAAUAAAUUUCUAUGGCACU
Messenger RNA from Nezara viridula (southern green stink bug), 643 nucleotides. NCBI's taxonomy places the organism in Eukaryota, Metazoa, Arthropoda, Insecta, Hemiptera, Pentatomidae. The record is from the annotation of a GenBank genome assembly.